Molecule: messenger RNA, 1545 nt
Organism: Aspergillus steynii IBT 23096
Lineage: Eukaryota; Fungi; Ascomycota; Eurotiomycetes; Eurotiales; Aspergillaceae
Product: pH-signaling protein PalC
Exons: 3
Coding region: 1-1545 (514 amino acids)
Biological process (GO): cellular response to pH
Cellular component (GO): plasma membrane
Source: RefSeq, a predicted model, not a curated record
AUGGUCUACGCCUUCACCCUCCCCACCACCUCCCAUCUCUCCUUCCAAUCCUUCCUCUCCUCCAGCACUCAUCCGUCCCUCCCUCAAUCCGCCUCCACAGCCCGUCAUGCUCUCCGCGCCGCCCUCAAGGCUCACAAACGCCUGCCCCGCGGCGCGCAACGAGACUCGCAUCUCUCGACCGUCAUAACCGCCGCCUCCGACUACCUGCCGUAUCUCCAGGCCAUCUCCGCCGGCCUCUCUGGCUCUCCAUCUCUGCAAUCCGAACCCAUCGCCGUCGCCCAACACUCCGACUUCGAAUGCGAAUGGCGCCCCACGCUCUCCUCCCCCGCCAUCCUGCCCUCCCUCCUACGCGCGAGACCCUCUCGCUCCUCCCCCUCCUCUUCCUCCGGCCGCCUGCGCCUCCCCGGCCUCGACGCCGAAAUCGCCUUCGUGAUCUCCACCCUCGCCUACGCCCUGUCCAACCUCGCCCACUCCACCGUCACCCGCUCCCUGUACGCGCCCACCACUCCAACCCCGGAGCAACGCACCGCCGCCAUCCAAACCGCCACAAAGCACCUCCUGCAAGCCUCGGCCCUGCAUGCUUCGCUCGCCGCCUCCCCGUCCGCCGGGGGGUCUCGCGCAUUCCUCUCCGUCCCGGACCUCAACCCCGGCACGCAAUCCGCGCUCUCAUCCCUCGCCCUCGCAGAAGCCACGCUCCUCGCUGUCCUCAAAGACGACUCCUACGUCGCGGCAUGCAUCCAGGCCCGCAACCCCAACGAUAAAGAUUGGAUGGUGCGCGCGCCCGAGAUCCCCAAGGUCCGCGCGCACCUGUUCGCGCGCCUGUGUCUUCGUGCCGCGGAGUAUGCGGACCAGAGCGCUGCGGCGAUGGGGGCGGUCGGUGGGGGCGGUCAGGGUCGCGCGGCCCUGGAUGAUGAGUUGUUGCGCUAUGUGCGUGUUCUGGGCCGGGUGGCGCGCGCGCGGGCGUGUCGGUUCUUCGGCGUGGAUGCGGAACUGGCGGGGAAGAUUGGGGAGGGGAUUGCGUGGUUGAGGGCGGCGAGGGGGCGUUGGCGAUGGGGACUAGGGGAUGGUCAGGAUGGAGGGAAGAGUCGGGGAUUGUCGAAGUUGAAGCAGGGGUGGAUGGAGAGGCGGGAGGAGAGGCGCAUGGAGAAGGACGCGGGGGGUCGGAGCGUUGAGAAGCUCGAGAAGGGGGACCUGGGACCGGGAGAUCAAGCGGGUAGGGAGGAGGAGGGGAGAGUCCUCGAGAUGUUGGAGGUCAAGUGGGUGAGGAUGAAUGAUACGAUCAACACGCAAUUGAUCCCUCCGUCGGCAGAUCUGCUGGCCAAUUUGCCCUCCGGACGAGAUAUCCAUUCCGCGCCGGCUCCGUACAAGCUUCCGUCGCUGGACGAGGACCGCCUGGCCGGUAUGCGCGCGCCUCCGGCCGAAGAUGACUUUGCGCCGGGCAGCGACGUCGAGGAUAGCGAUGAGGAAUCGCCGCGUGAGAACGCGCAUGCGUUCACGCCGGGAGGGCUCCCGGAGCGCAGCGAGAGCACCAGCACUUAUUACUGA